UCUAUAGAAACAGGGAUGAAGCUAGGAUUUUUGGGUAGGAAGGACCAAUAAUUUUUUAUUAUUGCAACAAAGUAAUAGAAAAUAUCACUUCCGAAUUAUACACAACAUUUUUUAUUAAAAAACUGCAUAAAAUUUGUGCAAUCUAAACAUUAUGAUAUAUCUCGUCCAAAAUAUUUCAUCAUGCAACAUAUUAGUUUUAGGGUUUGUGUACAUUAUACCAUAAGAACAAAAUAAGAAUCCGAUAAAAAUUCACUUAGGAAUUACAUAAAAGUUCACCUUAAAAUGUGAAAUAAACUGGAAAAAAAUGGACAUAACAAAGCUUGAAAUUAUAUGAAAAAGGUAAAAUUCACCUUAAAAUGUUAAAUAAAUGGGGAAAUGAACAUAAAAUAAACUAAAAAUGGUACAAUAAAGAUUGAAAUUGCAUGAUUUACCAUUCAAAUGUAAAGGAAGCUGUAAAAUUGAUAUAUCAAAUUCUGAAAGUAAAUGGACAUAAAAUAAAAAAAAUUGCAUAGCAAAGUUUGAAAUUACAUGAAAGUACAUAGAAAAAAGAACGUAGAUGUGGGCAUCAAACCCUGGCCAAUUCUUUCGACAGGCAACUAUUAUCUCUCUUUUAACCAUUAGGCCACUGAGGUAAGACCGUAUGAGUUUGGCCAUCAUUGACCAAAACAUGAAUACUUUAGUCUUCCUAGCACCAUCUAGAAAAAAGAACAUGAAAAAAUAAGUGUUGUGGAGUUUCUCCCACAACACACAGUAAUUAGUGGAGAACUGGAGAUCUUUCCCCAUUUUACUAAUCUCUCUCUAGUAACAAUAGCAUCAAGAAGAACUAUUCAUGGAAUAAAACUAAACCAGAGAAUGUAGUCUUCCCCCAAUCCACUUUAUGAUGCUUCUUCUUGAUCGUCUCCCAGACUUGGGUUAAUUCUCUAAAUAUUGUUUUUUUAAUUUACCACGAAUAUAGUGGUUUAAAAAUUAUUUACAAGAAUAUUGUUUUUUGGUAUGUUUAAAGCGCUAAAGCCUUAGACUCAGGCGCGGCCGCUAGGUGCUGUUUUUUCAAGAAAAUCCAGUGGCGGUGCCCGAGACUGGGGCUUUUGGCCUUUAAAAAUUGUGAAAGAAGCGCCGCCCCAGACUGGGGCUUUGUCGCUGCCUUUUUCUUCCACUCCAGCACCACCCUACACCAUAUAUACUACACCUUUCCUUUGGUUCUUCACCACCAAAAAACUGAAAGAAGUUCCGAAAGAAGCUCUGGUGUUGCUGUCUAGUUGCUAGGAAGAUGGCUAAUAAUAGGUAAGAGUCGUAAUUUUUUUUCCAUGUAUUCAUCAUAAUGAUUUUGUCCAGUUAGUAAUUAGUGAGUUUGUUUUUUAUGUAGUGGUUUUAGAAGAUUUGAACUAGCUGUUCGGUGGAAAUCAGAGAAAGUAGAGGACAAUUUGGGUGUCCACUUUGUUGGUGGUGUAAGUUUUCAUAUGACUAUUCCAUCGAGGGUGAACUAUCAGAAACUUUGUGAUAAUCUAAUUCGGAGAAUACGGCGUAGAGACGAAACAGUACAAGAUAGUGUUGUGAUUACAGGUUUCACUUACUGUCUUCCAGAAUGGCAAAAUGAUGUUUUAUUUCAUUAUGCAAUGCCUAUUGUCGAUGAUGAUAGCUUAAUGUGCUUUGGAAUUUUAUGGCACAAAAUCCUUAUUGUUUGGGUGCUGAGAUACAUGCUGAGCUCAGUGAGGAUCGGGGUGGAGAGGAAGAAGAUGACACAUGGAGCAUGCCAUCCGAUCAUGACUAUGAUGACGGAGAGGAGAAAGACGAUUAUGAUGAUGAGGAGGAGGAGGAGGAGGAGGACGACAACGGGGAGGGAGGAGAACAACUUAAUUAUCCUCCAUAUUUUUACUUGCAGGGUAAUGAAGAGGACGAGGAAUUAUCAUAUGCUGAUUCAUAUGGCGUAAUUCGAGGGUCUAUUGUUGGUGGUUUUGAUGGAGAAUUCUACAAGGGGCAAAUAUUUCACUCGAAACAAGCUGCACAGGUGGCGAUUAAACACUAUGCACUACAACGCAACUUUCAGUAUAACGUGGUGGAGUCGUCACUUUCAAUAUGGAAGAUCAGAUGUUUGAUGCACAAGGAGGACAAAUGUCCUUGGAUGGUGCGGUUUGGAUGUCGAGAUGUGGGAGGCGAUUGGAGCGUGAGAAAGGCCGAGUUGGUGCAUACUUGUAGCAGUACGACUCAACCGACGGAUCAUCGCCAUCUUGAUGUUGACGUUAUAUCUGAGUCCGUGAAACACUUGGUACGUGCUCAACCAAAUUUGAGUGUUCUAACUGUGCAGGCCGAGUUGAAAGAUAAGUUUAAUAUGCAAGUUACUUACAAGAAGGCUUGGUAUGGGAAACAAAGUGCAUUGGAGAAGUUGCAUGGAAAUUGGGAAGAAUCCUACGAUUUUUGCAAACAUUCUUGCGGGUGGUCAAGAGAAAAAUGCCAACAUCGGUGAUUGAUUGGGUAAGAGUUCCUUCGACUCAACCAGAUCAUUCGAUAUUUCAGCGAGUAUUUUGGGCUUAUGGACCUUGUAUAGAUGGAUUCAAGAAUUGUCCAGGCGUCAUGGUUGUUGAUGGAACAUUUCUUACUGGGAAGUAUAAAGGAGUGUUACUCAUGGCGAGCUCAUUUGAUGGCCGAAAGAAGAUUUUUCCAAUUGCAUUUGCCAUAGUGGAGAGUGAGAAUACUGAUAGUUGGCCAUGGUUCAUAAUUCACGUUCAAGGUUUGACUGAUCGAAAUGAUGUCUGCAUCAUCUCAUAUAGACAUGCAGGACUCUAUGAAGCCAUGAAUAACAUCGGAAGAGGUUGGGAGUGGAGGUGGUGCAUGCGACACUAUGCAAGCAAUUUGCAAAGGAAGACUAAAAACAGAAUUAUGUA
Linum trigynum is the source of this 2879-nucleotide messenger RNA. The record is from the annotation of a GenBank genome assembly. Lineage: Eukaryota; Viridiplantae; Streptophyta; Magnoliopsida; Malpighiales; Linaceae.